Truncatella angustata is the source of this 2807-nucleotide messenger RNA. RefSeq lists its product as uncharacterized. Gene Ontology annotation, molecular function: ADP binding; protein binding. Gene Ontology annotation, cellular component: kinesin complex. NCBI's taxonomy places the organism in Eukaryota, Fungi, Ascomycota, Sordariomycetes, Amphisphaeriales, Sporocadaceae. The transcript has 2 exons. The record is from RefSeq and is a predicted model, not a curated record. The coding region runs from base 232 to 2745 and encodes 837 amino acids.
AAGAGGUCACCUUCCAAGACAUCAAUGACGGCACGGCAACAAACAAAACAGAGUAUCGAAAGAUUGAGUUUUGUCGGAAGCAAGCCGCCGCCGAUGGCUUGCAGUACUUCUGGGUGGACACUUGUUGCAUCAACAAAUCCGAUCUUAGCGAGCUUUCAGAAGCAAUCAACUCCAUGUUUCGAUGGUAUCAAAACGCGGCCCAUUGUUAUGUUUACUUAGUAGAGGUAUCUGAUGAAGCUGAUCAGUCUGCCGCGUCAUGGCAGGUGCAGUUUCAGCAGAGCAUAUGGUUCCGUCGAGGUUGGACACUUCAAGAGCUUCUUGCCCCUGCAUCGGUCAAGUUUUUUUUCGGUCAAUGGCGCAUUUCUGGGCGAUAAGACAUCUCUGGAGAACGAGAUCCAUGGCGUCACCAAGAUCAAGAUUCCUGCACUUCGUGGAAACCCACUUGACCAUUUUUCCAUCCACGAGCGGAUGAAUUGGGCUGUUAACCGCCGAACGACUAAAGAAGAGGACGCAGCCUAUUGUCUGCUGGGCAUAUUCGAUGUAUAUAUUCCAUUGAUAUACGGUGAAGGAAUGUCCAACGCGACCAGUCGUCUGUUAGAGGCAAUCGAUAAGCGCAGUGGCACCCCUAACGUUUCAUGUCGUCCUCAGAAAAGAUACCACCUGGCACCAGAAGCGAGCCCAGAAGCUCACCUUGUCGUCCCCUUCGGACAAAACGAUGAGUUCGUUGGUAGAGAGUCCAUCCUUACAGAGCUUGUCGACAAGAUCCUUCCGAGGUCAAACAAUAACGAUUGCCAGCGAACGGUGCUCGAAGGGCUUGGCGGCGUCGGCAAGACACAGAUCGCACUCGAAGCCGUAUACCGUGUUCGCGAUCAGGACCCGACCUGUUCUGUCUUCUGGGUUCCCGCCGUUACACUAGUAACGUUUGAAAACGCCUACCGGGAGAUUGGUGAAGUGCUAGGAACGUCUGGCAUGGACAACGACAAGGCGGACAUCAAGGCACUAGUAAGGAGAGCUCUUGAGAAGAGCGUCACAAACUGGCUUUUGAUCAUUGACAAUAUUGAUAAUAUUGGCUUAUUAGUCGAAGGAGGCCUACAAGACUGCAUCCCAUUUAAUCGAAAGGGAUCAAUUUUGUUCACGACGCGUAACCACGAAGUGGCUGUGAGGCUUGAUAUUUUUAAGAAGCAUACCUUUUUAGUCAACGACAUGAGGGAAGAAGAGGCGCUUGAACUGCUGCAGAACGGACUGGAGGAACGACAGUAUCGAGACACCCAAGCCACCAAAGACCUUAUCGAGCAAUUAGUGUGUCUGCCCCUCGCCAUCAAGCAGGCGUCUGCCUAUAUGGCACGAACACGCAUCACGACCGUCAGAUAUCUCGAGCUUUGUCGUACAUCUGACGACACCCAGAUAAGGCUUUUGAGCACGGACUUUGAAGAGCGGCGGCGGUACUCGAAGGAUACAAACCCUAUCACUAUGACAUGGCUAAUCUCGUUUCAGCAUCUAGCUCAGUCCUGCCUACUAGCAGUAGACUACCUGAAGUUUAUUUGCUUGCUUGCUGAGAAGGAUAUCAUGUUUUCUCUGUUACAACCCGGAGAAGAUGAGCAAGCAAAGGACGAAGCCGUUGGGGUUUUAGAGGGAUACGCAUUUAUCUCCGUACGAGAGCAUGGCGACUCAUUUGAUAUACACCGGUUAGUACGACUAGCAACACGAAACUGGAUUAAGAAUGAGUGGGAGGCGUGUUGCACGAGAGUAAUACAACAGCUUGCCAAGGUAUAUCCAGUCCCAAAGCAUGAGAAUCGACAGGUAUGGAUGAGGUAUAUGCCGCAUGCUAUAGUGACUAUAGAACUGUACCAUAAGUGCACAGACAAAGUAAUAGCAGCCGAUUUUCUUUUUGUUGUUGCAGAUAGUUAUGAUGAGGUUGGGAAAUACGACGAAGCGGAGCAGAUACAUCGACAGGCACUCGAGCUAAAGAAGUCGGUACUAGGUGUUAAGCAUCCGUCGACACUAGAUAGCAUGAACAACCUGGCUCUUGUGCUUAGACGUCUAGGGAGGUACGACGAAGCGGAGCAGAUGCAUCGACAGACACUCGAGAUAAGGAAGUCAGGAUUGGGUCUUGAGCAUCCGUCGACACUAAAUAGCAUGAACAACCUGGGUCUUGUGCUCGAUAAUCUCGGGAGGUAUGACGAAGCGGAGCAGAUGCAUCGACAGGCACUCGAGCUAAAGAAUUCGGUGCUAGGUCUUGAGCAUCCGUCGACGUUGUCUAGCAUGAACAACCUUGCUCUUGUGCUUAGAUGUCUAGGGAGGUACGACGAAGCGGAGCAGAUGCAUCGACAGGAAUUAGAGCUAACGAAGUCGGUAUUUGGUCUUGAGCAUCCGUUGACACUAGAUAGCAUGAACAACUUGGCUCUUGUGCUCGAUAGUCUAGGGAGGUACGAUGAAGCGGAGCAGAUACAUCGACAGGAAUUAGAGCUAACGAAGUCGGGAUUGGGUCUUGAGCAUCCGUCGACAUUGUCUAGCAUGAACAACCUGGGUCUUGUGCUCGUUAAUCUAGGGAGGCACGACGAAGCGAAGCAGAUACAUCGACAGACACUUGAGAUGAGGAAGUCGGUGCUCGGUCCAGACCACCCUUCAACCAUCCAGAGCCAUAACAAUCUACAGGAUUUAUUAGAUUCUCUCAAUGUCGGAAAUGAAGACUUUUCGAUAACAGGUUCUGACGAGUCAGAGGGCAAAGGUGGUGCGAUAUUAUAAAUGCUUAUAGCUGUGGACGUAAAUAAUUCGAAUCGAAAUGAUAUUACCUCUAUAAAGCCACA